UUAUAACAAACCUGCCUCCAACAUACCAGCCACCUAAGAAAGUACCAUUAUACCCAAGAGACAGCAGCAACAGGCCUCUGCAGAACCAACCUGGCGAAGUCAUCGCCAACUACCUGCACCUACCCACCCCAGGACCAGGUGUGCACCUGCCUUCAUUGUGCAUCCAGGUGAAGCUGUGUGAGCACUGCCUGCCCUGAGCUGUGACUGAAGCAUGUGACUGGAGCACCUUUGACUUCCGAGGCAGUGAAUCGAGGAAAAUGUCAUGGAGCAGAGAGCAAGGUCACCUACGAGGACCUGUGUGUCCAUGGCAGGCGACAGAUCAAAUCAUGAAAGACCCAACUUCUGUGACAGACAAUGGUCCUCUCAACAAAGUGUCAAGGAGCUGCGAGCAGGAUUGUCUACAAGGACCCGUGUGUCUAUGAGGACUGGCGAAUCAAAUGAUGAAGGACGAUCCAAGCUUAGUGAGGAAGGGUUGCCCUCUGAGCAGAGUGUCAUGGAGCAAAGAUCAAGGUCUCCUACAAGGACUUAUGUGUCCAUGACAAGUGACAGAUCAAACAAUGACACAAGACCCAACUUCAAUGGAGGAGAGAUGCCCUCUCAGCCGAGUGUUAGGGAACGGAGAGCAGGGUCUCCUACAAGGACAUGUGUGUCCAUGACAAGUGACAGAUCGAACAAUGCAAGACCCAAUUUCAGUGAAGAAGAACCACCAUCUCAACAAAGGGAACGGAGAGCAGGGUCUCCUACAAGGACAUGUGUGUCCAUGACAAGUGACAGAUCGAACAAUGCAAGACCCAACUUCAGUGAAGAAGAACCACCAUCUCAACAAAGUGUCACGGAGCAGAGGCCAAGGUUGCCUACGUCAACCUGUGUGUCCAUGACAAGCGACAGAUCAAAUAAUGCAAGACCAAACUUCAAUGAAGAAGAACUUCCCUCUCAGCCAAGUGUUGUGGAGCAGAGACCAAGUUUGCCUACAACAACCUGUGUGUCCAUGACAAGUGACAGAUCAAAUAAUGCAAGACCCAACUUCAGAGAAGAAGAACUUACCUCUCAGCAAAGUGCCAUAGAGCAGAGAGCAGGGUCUCCUACAAGGACUUGUGUGUCCAUGACAAGUGACGCAUCAAAUACUGGUAAUGGAAGACCCAACCUCGGUGAAGGAGAACUGCCUUCUGAGCAAAGUGCCAUGGUGCAGAGACCAAGGUUGCCUACAACAACCUGUGUGUCCAUGACGAGUGACAGAUCAAACCCAACUUCAAGACCCAAGUUCAGUGAAGAACUGCCCUCUCAGCCAAGGUAUGGUGACAUAAAAGGUCAUAUUAGGGGCAACUACACAAACAACACAACAACACACACUCAGCUUAGCCCUGUUCAGUUGACCUCAAGCUAA
Messenger RNA from Engraulis encrasicolus (European anchovy), 1384 nucleotides. Its product is annotated as dentin sialophosphoprotein-like. Bases 263 to 1384 code for a protein of 373 amino acids. The transcript is spliced from 11 exons. Lineage: Eukaryota; Metazoa; Chordata; Actinopteri; Clupeiformes; Engraulidae. The record is from RefSeq and is a predicted model, not a curated record.